Megalobrama amblycephala (Wuchang bream) is the source of this 3607-nucleotide messenger RNA. RefSeq lists its product as uncharacterized. Gene Ontology annotation, molecular function: RNA polymerase II transcription regulatory region sequence-specific DNA binding; DNA-binding transcription factor activity, RNA polymerase II-specific. Gene Ontology annotation, biological process: regulation of transcription by RNA polymerase II. The coding region runs from base 361 to 1779 and encodes 472 amino acids. The record is from RefSeq and is a predicted model, not a curated record. Lineage: Eukaryota; Metazoa; Chordata; Actinopteri; Cypriniformes; Xenocyprididae. The transcript is spliced from 2 exons. Gene Ontology annotation, cellular component: nucleus.
UUUUUCUAGGUGUCUUCAUUUUAUAGCUAAGCAUAUACAUUUGUUUAAUUAUUAUUUUUUAUCCUAGUCAAUUAUGUGAACCUGUUCUUGCAUUGCAAUUAAAAAACUUAUAUACUAAUUUAUUCCAGCAACCAUUACUCCAGUCUAAAGUGUCACAUGAUCCUUCAGAAACCAUUCUAUUUGGCUUUGGUCCUCAAUUAUGCUGGAUUCAGGUGCUCUCGGAAUUAUCGUAAAUAUGAGUUUCCUUGGGGAAAAAACUGCACAUGAACGCCCUCCCAUUUCGAAACUGCUCGUAAGCACGACUUCAGACGUGGGAAUGAUCAAAUUUCCGACAGCACGUGAAGGCAGCAUUAUUGCAAUAUGGAUUCCAGACAUUGCAACUGGAAUGGAGCAAAAAGUGACCAGAUUUCCACUAGGCCUAGACCCAUGUCGGACACCUUAUCCAAACUGGCUCAAUUCAUCACUUGCAUUGAGUACAAACCAAAACCACAGACGUCUUCCUCCAUCCGCAAAGACUGCGUCCAAGAAUUCUCCGAACUGAAUGCCCUUGUGCAUCAGCAGGAAAGAGAGAAAGUCCUACAAAAGCUCCAUUGCUGUCAACGCUGUGGCCAAAAGUUUGCUUUGCUCUCUAGUUUGCAGCUACACAAGUGCCCUGGUGUCACAUCUAUGUGCCAGACAUGCAGAGGGAAACCCGCAAUGAGUUCUUCGUGCCCUUCCUGCGGGACCGAACCUUCAGGCCCACGUCGCCCAGAAGAUCCCUUCUAUCCAGACAACAGCCCCUAUGCGUGCGCCCCAUGCGGGCAAGCCUUCGGCCACAAGCAAGAGCUGCUGUACCACCAGCAGGCCGGAGGCUGUCAGCCCGCAAAGACUCUCAAACCUCCUUCGCCUUCAUACGCCUCGUUGCCGCCAUCUCACCCAAGCGCCAGCGCGUCUCUCCCUUCAUGCACUUUGUGUUCCAGAACGUUCCGUUCUACUGCUGGACUUUCCUGCCACAUGCGCUUUUCCCACACACAUAUGGAUAGCAGCACGAAGGAAAAGAAAGCUUUCCUCUUUCCAUGCCGUUCCUGUGACAAAUCAUUUACCAAGACAUCACUGCUCCACCGGCACAGGAAAGAGGAACACCGGCGCGAAAUAAAGGUGAAGAAACCGCAGAGGAACUCUGUGAAAGCUACCAGGCAAAGGCGGAAAGGUGAGACGUAUCCAUGUCUCCACUGUGGAAAAGAGUUCCUGCACCAUCUGACACGCUGGGCGCAUUUCAAACACUACACCACUCACCAUCAAAUCCAUCUCGAAUUAAGUGCCAAAUCAGCUAGUGCUGACGCAGAUGGGUUCCACCCAAAGGCAGCUAAGAAGCUCAUACCUUCCCAAGAAAAUAGACCAAAGAGAGGUAGACCGAGGACCAAAAAUCUACCUGCUUUGACUGAAACCAAGCAAGAGGACGAAGCGAAAAGGGAUAAGCAGGAUGACAGCGAUGAAGACGAGGAUACAGAGUUUCCCUGUACGUCAUGCGAUCAGGUCUUUAGCUCCAAAGCUGCUCUGCGUGUGCAUGAGGAAGUCCACGAGGAAGUGCCUAAAGAAGUUCAUCAACCGGCCGACACGUGCAAGUGUUGUAGUGUGUGUUCAGGUGGGAUUCCCCUCUCUGAGAUUCCAGAAGAUUGUGAAAAGAAAGUCUAUCACUGUGUGCCAUGUGCCGAGGCCUUCGUAGCCCUGAACACUUUUCUAGAGCACUGCCAGAAACAUCUCAUACGUGAGAAUGAAGAUGAAUUCAGUGAUGACUGAAAGGGUUUCUUCAUUUAAAAAAAAAAGAAGAAAAAAAAAGGAAUAGUUCACUCAAUUGUUUUCUCACCCUCAUUUUUUUCUCACAGAACAUUAAAAAAAAUCUUAAAGAGCCAUUGCAUAUAUUUUAGACAAAAAGCACAAUUAAAGUCCUCCAAAAACUAUUGGUGCAUUUCAAAAGAAAAAGCUAAAAGCAUAUGGGUUUUUAUGACAUGACGGUGAAUAAAUAAUUACAAAAUUUGAAUUCUUGGUUGAACUGAUCCUUUAAAGGGAUUGCUGACCUAAAGAUGAAAAUUCUGUCAUCAUUUACUCACCCUCAUGUCUUUUUAAACCUGUAUGCAUUUCUUUCUUCUGCUCAACACAAAAGAAGAUAUUUUGACGAAUGUUAAUAACCAAACAGUUUCGGUUCCCAUUGACUUCCAUUGUUUUUUGUGUACACAGUAAAAGUCAGUGGGAACUGAAAACAUUUAUUUAACAACAUUCUGCAAAAUAGAGUUGUCAAAAAUAUCGACAUCGGUACUGAAAUUUAAAAAAUGUGACGUUUUGAGCGCUGUUGAGCAGAUUCGUAAACACCUCUGAUUGGCCAUUGUGUUCACGUGCUCAUCAGAUAGGUCUGUGAUUGGCUACAAUGAUCAAUGCACGGGAGCGUUUGAAUUUAAAAGCGUUUUGAAAGCGGGAGCAUUUGAAUGCAGGCAGCUGAUAGAUGUGUGUAUCUGUGUAAUUGCUCGGUGAAGAGCAUCAUUGAUGUCUAUUUACAACAGUUUUUGAAGUUUUGUUCAUUGUAGCCAAUCACAGACAUAUCUGUUGAGCACAUGAACACAAUGGCCAAUCAGAGGUGUUUAUGAAUCCACCCAACAGUGCUAAAAGCAUCACAUUUUUACAAUUUCAGUUCCGAAGUCGGUACUUUUACUCUACUUCAAAAUAUGUUUGGAAUGACAUGUGUUGAGUAAAUGAUGAUAGAACUUUCAUUUUUGGGUGUACUAUCUCUUUAAGAGCAGGGAAAUUCUUCGGCAGAUGCUUUAGGCUAUCAGGAAUUACAUUCAUCAGGCAUUUUUGAUUUGGGUAAACUGUCUAAAUACGAUCAGUAUUGUACAGAUUUUGAUUUCUGUGGUUCAUGAGGUAUAAUGUUGUAUGGUGUAAACAGGAUAACUCACUCCUACACUGAGCCAAACUGCCUGACAAAUAAUAGAGGCCUUCGAUAAUAAUGGCAAGCCAAUAUUAUUUUGUCAGAUACGGGUACUCAAAUAAAACCACUUCUACUCACAGCGUAGUUCUGCUCUAGGAUGUUUUUCCAUACUUUCACACAGAGCUAGAAGACAUAUAUCCAUUAUAUUACUGUGAGAAUAUGGUGAUUUGAUUUUUUUUGACACGUACACAUACAUCUCCUCUGUUUUCUAAAUGGCCAGUGCCUGUGCUGAAACAAAACCAGCUAAAUUAAUGUGCUUCUUGUUGUCUGUUAAGUUGGGGGACAUAAUAUCUUUGGAUCUGUGAGAUUUGGCUACUGAAGUUUUGCAGCAUAUUUUAUUAUAUUGCAUUCUACUCGAGCAUUGAGAAAUUUCUGUUUGUAUUUCAUAAAGGAAACAAAAUAAGCUUUUUUCUUAUAACAUAUAUAGUCAAAAUAUCACAGUCUGAGAAUGUCUGUUUCAAAAUCAUAUGUUUGCUGCUGAACAUUGUGCAGAAAAUCUAACAUGUUAAUUUGUAGAAGCAUAACGGAUAUUAGUGUGUUUUAUAUACAUUAUAUUUUAUGCUAUCAUACCAAAUGUUGCAAGUAUAACUUCAUUACUUUCUUUCUAGAUAUAUACAGGAGAAUAAACGUUGUGUAGAAAUGAGA